GAAUGUAACCCCCAUAUAGUGUGUGUAUCGACAAAAGUCCAUUCGUUUUACUAUAAAGUUUACCAAUAAAUCGUAAACAUUUAAAUCAAAACACGCGAGAAGGGUUGAAACGUUGGCUAGUUGAGGAAACUGUAGUCGAAUGAGGACGUAAAAGAGGUUCUUUCAUUAUCAUAUUUAGGACAUUCAAAAAAUGUAUGGUUUUGAUCUGUGAACGUCUUAUUAUCACAAGAAUAGUUAGGGUGCCCACUAAUUAUGAUUAAGAUGAAUUCAGGACUAAAGCUUAGUUUAAUAGGAGUAAUCAUUUUAGGAAUUACAAUUAUUUUUUUAACGAGUUUCCAAGACUCGCUUUUCCAAAACCAUAUUUACUCGUUAACCACAUUACAACCUAUAAAAUUAUUAAUCAAUGGAAAGACCUUCCUGUUACCAACUGAAGAUUACAAUCGUCUAUUAAACAUCAGCUUUAAUUUUUCUAUAAUGAAUCAAGUUUGUCAGGAAAGUAACUCUGUGUUGGUGCUUAUGGUAGUUCAUUCUGCACCUUUAAAUUUUGAUAAGAGGCAGGCCAUAAGGGAUACAUGGGGACAAAUGGAUGAAACUAAAAAAAUUGUGUUUUUAAUAGGAGAUCCGAGUUCUCUAGAAGAACAGAAAAAUAUUGAAGCAGAAAGUACUUUAUUUGGUGAUAUUGUACAAGGUAAUUUUAUAGACACUUACAGAAAUCUGACUUACAAGCACGUAACGGUUCUUAAAUACUUUAUUUAUCAUUGUCCGCAUGCGAAAUUUUUAUUAAAAACCGAUGACGACGUCUUCGUCAACUGGCCAAGUAUGAAAAAUUUCCUUACUUACGAUUUGUGUCCUGGUGAUAGACAAACCAUAUACUGUAUUACGAGAACUCACAGCCAUGUAGACAGAAACGAGUCCAAAUGGGUGGUAACGUUUGAAGAAUAUUCAGAAGAAUUCUAUCCGCCGUACUGUCUUGGAUACUUUAUAGUUUAUACACCAGAAGUGGUAUUUACUCUAUAUAAGGAAGCACAAAAAUCAAAUUCCUUUCUAUGGGUAGACGAUGCAUUCGUAACUGGUAUUCUCUUUAAAAACCUAAAUUACACUCACACAGAUAUCGAAUCUUUAGUGUUAUCAGGCGACAAUUUGGAUGCUAUCAAUAAAGAUUUCACCAAUGUUACAAUUAAAUCUUUCCUAUUUAGAUUAAUGGGCAAAACUGAGAUGCAAACUGUUUGGAAAUAUGUUUCUACGCAUGAACCUCCCAAGAAUAUAUUUAGUUUAUAACGACAAUAAAAUAUUUUAAAACUC
Diabrotica balteata is the source of this 1302-nucleotide messenger RNA. NCBI's taxonomy places the organism in Eukaryota, Metazoa, Arthropoda, Insecta, Coleoptera, Chrysomelidae. The record is from the annotation of a GenBank genome assembly.